Molecule: messenger RNA, 555 nt
Organism: Aspergillus caelatus
Lineage: Eukaryota; Fungi; Ascomycota; Eurotiomycetes; Eurotiales; Aspergillaceae
Exons: 1
Coding region: 1-555 (184 amino acids)
Source: RefSeq, a predicted model, not a curated record
AUGAUCUUGCGCGAGAUAAUCAAUGACCCCGCGAGGAAGUAUACGUUUUGGAAUUUUAGUGUGCAACUCGAUGCUGCAAACUUGCAUUUCAUGAAUCUAGAAGGGCUCAUCGAUGGCUCUCUGAUAGUCACUGUUCGGAUAAGAAGCUCAGCUUGUGCCUUGAAAGGUAGCAUGAUAUCGGUGAAGGAGAAGAUUUCUGGAUUCGCGCCUCCUUAUCUCGAAAGUAAAUUGUACAACGUCCUUUAUUUGUGCGACUGGUCGCGGCAAACCCUUCAGUUAUUCCUCCCGGAAGAGAGGCUGGUUGAAUGGAAAACAGUGGCAUUGAUUCUCAAAUCCUUCGGAAGAAUCACGGCAGACCAGUGGUCUGAUAUGGUGUGGAUGAAGGAUAGGCCAUCUGUUGCGGGUCUGAAUUGGAGGGCCAUUGAGAAGGAUAUCAAGAUUUACAAGUACAGAUUGGCCGAGCUGAAAGCUAAGGGGAAGCAGACAUGCGCUAUCGGUAAAGAAAACGAUAUCACCUUAUUGCAACAGGACUCUGCUAUUGCCGGACAUAUUUAG